CGGCCACCUUUGACAGCAGAUUUGCUCCUCUCGGGGUCACUACGCGUCCGUCCGCACUAGUUCCGACUUCCGACUUCCGAUAGAAAGUUGGGCUGGGCCUGCUCGCAAGAUUAUAAUAAGUUGGCGCACGUCACCCUCCCGACAGCGCAAGAAACUAUCCCCAAUCCCCAAAUCUUCUUGUUGUCGGCGGAGGCGGAAGGAAGGACGGUGAAAGAGAAACCCUAGCUGCCUGAGGAAGGAGCGCCCAGAUCCUCAAGGAAUUCUAGCUGCCUGAGGAAGAAACGCCCAGAUCCGCAAGACCGGCGACGAUCGAUGGCAGCAGUUCGAUGCCUGGCGAGGACGAGGCUUGGUAGAAGGCUGGCGACGGUCGCGGAGGAGCGACGCCAACUCGUGCCAAGAAGGUUCUUCAGCGAGGAUGCUCAUGAGAUGAAGCAGAAGAUGAGGAAUCAGAAGGUGGAGGAGCUGUAUGAUGCCUUAUACAAGCGGGGGAAGAUUCCCACCACUAGUCCCUCUGUACAAGCCAGUCAAGAACCCGACCCUCUGCGUACAAGGCGUUACGCAAUGAGGAUUCGGGGUGUGUUUGAGUUAGCUGCCAAGAUGACGUUAGGCUUUAUGCUGGUUGCUUAUGCGGUUAGUCCUAAACUGCCCAGAGAAGAGGACACCACCAAUAAUUGCCCACAAUGCGGCUUGAGGACAUCAACGACCAGAGAAGGCACCACCAAUAAUUGAGAACCAAAGAUGAUGCUAUCUUUAAUUUGUGAUAUUGUGUGACAUGGUAUCAUGUAAUUAUAUCUCUUGUCUAUUAACUAAUUGAGUAGAAUAUAUAGUACUCGAACAAAUUGUGCAAGGAAUCUGGUCUCUGCUACAUUGUAUCAUGUAAUUAUAUCUCUUAUCUAUUAAAUAAUUGAGUAGAAUACACUACUCGAACAAAUUGUGCAA
Triticum aestivum (bread wheat) is the source of this 939-nucleotide messenger RNA. RefSeq lists its product as uncharacterized. NCBI's taxonomy places the organism in Eukaryota, Viridiplantae, Streptophyta, Magnoliopsida, Poales, Poaceae. The record is from RefSeq and is a predicted model, not a curated record. The transcript is spliced from 4 exons. Bases 313 to 729 code for a protein of 138 amino acids.